CUUAGGCAAUGGCUAGUGCCUUGGCCAAUGAUCGUUGUGUAGCUCAGAAUGACCACGCAGUCAGCCAAUAGGGACUGUGGCGCGCGCGGGGAAAGGUUCUUACGAAGCAGCUCCUCCGUGAGGGAAAGAGAAGCUGGCGGGAAUGGGUCGAGGAGAAGUUUUGUAAAAACGUCAGGCACUUUACUGAGGACAUGGCAUCUGCUACUCCAAGAAAAAGAAAACGCAGUUCUGAUGGUUUGCUACUAGUAUAUGGGAAUCCAGUGAAAAAACUGAUGAUGGAAUUCACUGAGGAGCCGCCCAUGGCUAUGAUAUCUGCAGGUCAAAGUUCUGCAUCUCCAGUAAAGCAAAUGCCAAGUGUCCGAGAUGAUGAUAAAGAAAACCAUCACAUGCUCCAAAGAUCAAAAAGAUCACAGAAGCUUGAUACCUCUCCACUUCAGAGAGCCAGUGUGCCAAAGGGAAUACAAAGAGAGUUCCCACAGAGAAUGUCUCCAGAGUGUGGCACCACAUACAGUUCCAUUGUAUCCACCAGCUCCUUUUACAGCAAAGGGAAACAAUAUCGAAGCCUACUGGAGAGGAAACUGGCAAAUGAAAGCCAUCCUCUUGGUCCAAAAAAUGAUGCAAACCUACUUAUUGCCAGCAAGUCAGAGACGGCACAUCUUAAAGUGAUGACAGCCUCAACAAUAUCAAAGUGCCCUGGUGCUUCCAGGCAGGCCAAGAAUUUGCCAGGAAACACCAAAAGAGCCAAAAUAAAGAUGGCUCCUCCCAAGGGGAAAGAGGAUGCUAAUUGUGCUAUGGAAAAGAAAAUGGAUGGUCCUUUUAGAGUCUUAAGCAUGAAAUUCAAACCUGUGGUGAAACUCCAGACAGGGGCAGCAUUCUUUGGCACUGGAAAGUGGCAGCCUGGCUCUAAGAAAAUGCUUUCAUCAUCCCCCUACUCUGGUAGCAAGUCCAUAGGUAAAGGGAAUCAGGACAACCCCCUGACCCAUUCCAAGCUCUGCUUGUCCACUCAAAGCAAAGCCACUGAAGAAGGCAGGAAAGGAAGCUGUGCAAAUGGGCCCUCGAAAGAGGAAAAACGUGAUCACCUGCAGGAUGAUGUGAAAUUGAUUCACAAUACAAGCCAAAAUAAGGAGUCUAUAUGUGAACUGAACCUGUUGCAAAAUACUAGGCUCCUCAAAACUCCUCACUCUGGUUGCACAAAGGCCCACGCAGAAAAGGAAACUGAUGCUGGAAUCCAGGACUGUGAAGAAAACUUCCAGGGAUCACUGAGAAACAUGGGCAAGCAUGAGAGUCCCUCUUCCAUGCCAUCUUUGGCCGAUGACACCCAUCUGUUCAGUACACCAUCCAGCAACAAAAGAAGGCCACAGGCUCUCCCAGAUGAGCAGUCUUCACUUGUGGCACUUAAUCCAGUAGUGCAGAAAAUCCCUGCUAUUCUGAGAACCAGCAAGAAGACAAAAGAACUGAGCAAAGGUCUAAAAGAUCAGAUGGUCAUUGAUGCUGGCCAGAAACAUUUUGGUGCCACUGUCUGCAAAUCAUGUGGCAUGGUCUACUCGCUUGCCAGCCCAGAAGAUGAAGCACAGCAUGUCCAGUAUCAUCAGAGGUUCCUUGAAGGAAUGAAAUAUGUGAGCUGGAAGAAUGAGCAUGUGGCUGCAGAAUUCUGGGAUGGAAAAAUUGUCUUGAUCCUUCAGGAUGAUCCAAAAUAUGCCAUCAAGAAGGCUGAAGAUGUCCGAGAGCUUGUAGAUAAUGAACUUGGAUUUAAACAAGUGGUGUUGACUUGUCCAACCCAGACCCAAACAUACCUGUUUGUAUCCUGUGAAAAGAAGAUAGUUGGCUGCUUAAUUGCUGAGCGAGUCAGACAGGCUUAUCGAGUGCUUUCAGAGCCCACAACAUUGCUAGAGUCUGAUACUAAGAAGAGUCUAGAGCAUCAUCGUGCCUGGUGCUGCUCAACAAAGCCAGAGAAGGUAUUCUGUGGAAUCAGCAGAAUCUGGGUGUUCAGCCUGAUGCGGCGAAAGCUCAUUGCUAGUCGUCUAGUAGAUGUGAUGAGGCGUACAUUCUUAUUUGGCUCUUACCUAAGCACCAGUGAAAUUGCUUUUUCGGAUCCCACACCAGAGGGCAAGCUAUUUGCAGCCAAGUAUUGCCAAACAUCCAACUUCCUUGUUUAUAAUUUCAUAAGUUAAGGUCAGUUCAAUAAAACUGUAAAGUGUGUUUAAGAAGAAUUACUGAGAGCUUGUCUCUUCCUGCAGCAUGGGCUCCCCCUCCACAAAAAGAUUCAACAAGCUAUUUUGACAUUCUUCUUGUAUUAUGUUCUGCAUUUUAACAUUGUCAUUUAAAUUAGGAGUGGCACCAAACCAUGUUUGUGUUGCUUUAAAAAGUUUUAUUCUGGAAGUUGAAACUUCUGAGACUGAUUGUAAGCUUUAGAUUGUAUGAAAGAGAGAAGACAUUUAGUCUUUAGCUACAACUGACACCUGCUUGAGUUACUCGUAUCUGCUGCCUCCAGUAUUCCCCCCCCCCCUUGACUUGCUUGCAAGCCUGUUGGUGUGACUGCAGAUCAGCUUCUGGCCUUAGCCAACUGGAUCUGAGGUGACAGGUGGUCUUCGAAGGUGAGGAUAGGGACCAGUAGCCUGUCAAAUGUUGGACCAAGGUCAGGGAUAACUGGAGUUGUAGUUCAACAACAUCUAGAGGGCCACUGAUUCUCUGUCUCUAACCCUAACGAAAGUAACUAUGGUAAGGGUAAAAGCUACUUUAUAUAGAAUGGAGGAAGGCUAAGUGUGGGGAUGAUGUAAUGCUGCUAUGGAGCAGUUAACUAUUCUAUUUACACCUACUGGUGGAUGCACAAAACUGAGGCAAGUUCUGUAACCCUCAAUAGUUGGAUGCUGAGUCCUAAGGCUGUCUGCAAACUGCUACAAUUUUUGCACUAAAUAUUAGACCAAGUUUGUUCAAAUAAACUUUUGUGUAAUUUA
Molecule: messenger RNA, 2954 nt
Organism: Rhineura floridana
Lineage: Eukaryota; Metazoa; Chordata; Lepidosauria; Squamata; Rhineuridae
Gene: ESCO2
Product: establishment of sister chromatid cohesion N-acetyltransferase 2
Exons: 11
Coding region: 192-2171 (659 amino acids)
Biological process (GO): mitotic sister chromatid cohesion
Cellular component (GO): chromatin; nucleus
Molecular function (GO): protein-lysine-acetyltransferase activity
Source: RefSeq, a predicted model, not a curated record